AUGUCAGAAGUCAAAAGAACUAUUAGAAUAACUACUGAGCAACAUAUCAUGCCAGAUGUUCCUCCAGUUGAGAACUAUCCAAUGAGAAAAUGGUCCAUUCAAAUAACAAUGCUUGAUUCAGAAGGAAAAGAAAUCCCAGCAAAAAUAUUGGAUAGAGUUACGUAUACCUUGCACCCCACUUUUGCCAAUCCAAUAAGAGCUAUCAAACAGCAACCUUUCAAGAUUGAAGAACAAGGUUGGGGUGAGUUCGACAUACCCAUUUCUAUACACAUUUUGGGUAUCAAUGGUAAACCAGGUGAGCGUAAGUUCCAGCAUGAUUUGAAUUUUUUGCAAGAAAAAUACGUAAACGACCAUGUGAUUUCAAUCCCAGUUGGACCACAUAAGAAUCCUCAAUUGAAUAAGAUCCUAACAGAAAGCGGCCGUUUGCCCUUUGAUGAAGCUGGCAAUACCACAACAGGUGGUGCUUCUGCUGCAGGGGGGAUAAAGAGAAAAUUAGAUGGCUCGAAUGGUGGGCAAGCUCAAGCAAAUGCAGCGGACAGGAAAAAAUUGAAAGGAGCAGUUAAGGGAAAUGUAGAUUUAGAGAAAUUGGCUAAUGGAUUGAGCAAAUUGAGCGAGGAUGAUUUAAUUGUCGUGGUUCAAAUGGUUACCGAUAAUAGAACCAACGAAAUGAAUAUCAAAAAUGAUGUUGACAACGGAGAGUUUACAAUGGAUUUGUAUACUUUGCCUGAUUCAUUGUUGAAGAGUUUGUGGGACUAUGUGAAGAAACAUACAGGCGAAGCUUAG
Lodderomyces orthopsilosis Co 90-125 is the source of this 783-nucleotide messenger RNA. It is a transcript of the gene TAF14, whose product is annotated as TATA-binding protein-associated factor. Gene Ontology annotation, molecular function: histone binding. Lineage: Eukaryota; Fungi; Ascomycota; Pichiomycetes; Serinales; Debaryomycetaceae. Gene Ontology annotation, cellular component: Swr1 complex; NuA4 histone acetyltransferase complex. The transcript is spliced from 2 exons. The record is from RefSeq and is a predicted model, not a curated record. Bases 1 to 783 code for a protein of 260 amino acids. Gene Ontology annotation, biological process: chromatin remodeling; regulation of transcription by RNA polymerase II.